This is a messenger RNA of Pipistrellus nathusii (Nathusius's pipistrelle), 2388 nucleotides long. The record is from the annotation of a GenBank genome assembly. Lineage: Eukaryota; Metazoa; Chordata; Mammalia; Chiroptera; Vespertilionidae.
AUGGAGACCCUGCUUGGCGGCCUGCUGGCGUUUGGCAUGGCGUUUGCCGUGGUCGACGCCUGCCCCAAGUACUGCGUCUGCCAGAACCUAUCUGAGUCGCUGGGGACCCUGUGCCCGUCCAAGGGGCUGCUCUUCGUGCCCCCGGACAUCGACCGGCGGACGGUGGAGCUGCGCCUGGGCGGCAACUUCAUCAUCCACAUUGGCCGCCAGGACUUCGCCAACAUGACGGGGCUGGUGGACCUGACCCUGUCCAGGAACACCAUCAGCCACAUCCAGCCCUUCUCCUUCCUGGACCUCGAGAGCCUGCGCUCCCUGCACCUCGACAGCAACCGGCUGCCCAGCCUCGGGGAGGACACGCUGCGCGGCCUGGUCAACCUGCAGCACCUCAUCGUGAACAACAACCAGCUGGGCGGCGUGGCCGACGACGCCUUCGAGGACUUCCUGCUCACGCUGGAGGACCUGGACCUCUCCUACAACAACCUCCACGGCCUGCCCUGGGGCUCCGUGCGCCGCAUGGUCAACCUGCACCAGCUCAGCCUGGACCACAACCUGCUGGACCACAUCGCCGAGGGCACCUUCGCUGACCUGCAGAAGCUGGCCCGCCUGGACCUCACCUCCAACCGGCUACAGAAGCUGCCCCCGGACCCCAUCUUCGCCCGCUCCCAGGCCUCCGCGCUGGCCGCCACGCCCUUCGCCCCGCCCUUGUCCUUCAGUUUCGGGGGGAACCCGCUGCACUGCAACUGUGAGCUCCUCUGGCUGCGGAGGCUGGAGCGGGACGAUGACCUGGAGACCUGCGGCUCCCCGGGGGGCCUCAAGGGCCGCUACUUCUGGCACGUGCGUGAGGAGGAGUUCGUGUGCGAGCCGCCCCUCAUCACCCAGCACACGCACAGGCUGCUGGUGCUGGAGGGCCAGGCGGCCACACUCAAAUGCAAGGCCAUCGGGGACCCCAGCCCGGUCAUCCACUGGGUGGCCCCGGACGACCGCCUGGUGGGGAACUCCUCGAGGACCGCCGUGUAUGACAAUGGCACCCUGGACAUCCUCAUCACCACGUCUCAGGACAGCGGCGCCUUCACCUGCAUCGCCGCCAACGCCGCCGGGGAGGCCACGGCCACGGUGGAGGUGUCCAUCGUCCAGCUGCCACACCUCAGCAACAGCACCAGCCGCACGGCGCCCCCCAAGUCCCGCCUCUCGGACAUCACUGGCUCCAGCAAGACCAGCCGGGGAGGAGGGGCAGGCAGCGAGGGCGGGGAGCCUCCCAAAAGCCCCCCAGAACGGGCGGUGCUCGUGUCGGACGUGACCACCACCUCGGCCCUGGUCAAGUGGUCGGUCAGCAAGUCGGCGCCCCGGGUGAAGAUGUAUCAGCUGCAGUACAACUGCUCCGACGAUGAGGUACUGAUUUACAGGAUGAUCCCAGCUUCCAAUAAGGCCUUUGUGGUCAACAACCUGGUGUCCGGGACGGGCUAUGACCUGUGCGUGCUGGCCAUGUGGGACGACACUGCCACGACGCUCACGGCCACCAACAUCGUGGGCUGCGCCCAGUUCUUCACCAAGGCCGACUACCCGCAGUGCCAGUCCAUGCACAGCCAGAUCCUGGGCGGCACCAUGAUCCUGGUCAUCGGCGGCAUCAUCGUGGCCACGCUGCUGGUCUUCAUCAUCAUCCUCCUGGUGCGCUACAAGGUCUGCAACCACGACACCCCCGGCAAGAUGGGAGCCACCGCGGUCAGCAAUGUACACUCGCAGACCAACGGGGCGCAGCUGCCCGCUGUGGGCAGCGUGCCCAGCGGGGCCCCCGCCCCGGCCCCGGGGCCGCCCAAGGUGGUGGUGCGCAAUGAUCUGCUGGACUUCAGCCCCAGCCUGGCCCGCGGCAGUGACUCCUCCUCCUCCAGCUCCCUGGGCAGUGGGGAGGCCGGGGCGCUGGGGCGGGGCCCCUGGAGACUCCCGCCCCCUGCCCCACGCCCCAAGCCCAACCUUGACCGCCUCAUGGGGGCCUUCGCCUCCCUGGACCUCAAGAGUCAGAGGAGGGAGGAGCUGCUGGACUCCAGGACUCCAGGCGGGAGAGGGUCUGGGACACCGACCAGGGGCCACCACUCAGACCGAGAGCCGCUGCUGGGACCCCCUGCAGCCCGGGCCAGGAGCCUGCUCCCCCUGCCCCUGGAAUGCAAAGCCAAACGCAGCCAUUCCUUUGACAUGGGGGACUUCGCAGCUGCAGCAGUGGCAACAGGAGGGGGCGCCCCGGGUGGCUACAGCCCCCCUCGGAGGGUCUCGAACAUCUGGACGAAGCGCAGCCUCUCUGUCAAUGGCAUGCUCUUGCCCUUCGAGGAGAGUGACCUUGUGGGGGCCCGGGGCACGUUUGGCAGCUCCGAGUGGGUGAUGGAGAGCACGGUGUAG